Striga asiatica is the source of this 2223-nucleotide messenger RNA. The record is from the annotation of a GenBank genome assembly. Lineage: Eukaryota; Viridiplantae; Streptophyta; Magnoliopsida; Lamiales; Orobanchaceae.
AUGGGUCAUAUUCUUGGUCUUGUUGUUCUCUUUCUUUCUCUGUCGUCCGCAUUAUUUGUUCAUGCUGAUGAUGACGAAGAUGUUAGUACAUACAUUGUUAGUGUCAAUAAUAUCAUGAAACCGGCAGAGCUUGCAGAGGUCCAACACUGGUAUGAGUCCACCCUUGAAAGCCUGGAAGACUCUAAUUACAAUAAUAAUCCUUAUUCAAAAUCCUCAAAGUACUCAUCAAAAAUACUUCAUGUUUACAACACAGUUUUCCAUGGCUUCUCCGCUAAACUGACCCCGCGGCAAGCCCAACAGCUUAAGGAGCGGCCGUGGGUCGUUUCUGUUUUACCCGACCGCGUUUACAACUUACACACGACCCGGUCUCCUUAUUUCCUAGGCUUAUACCUCGAUUAUAACUUUACCAUUGGUUCGCCAGUGACGAAUGAAUCCGAUUACGGCUCGAACGUCAUCAUCGGAUUCCUCGACAUCGGUAUAGAUCCCGAGCACCCUAGCUUCAACGACGAGGGCCUUGGUCGCCUCCCAACCCAAAAGAAAUGGAAAGGGGGGUGUGAGAAUGGGAUUGAGUGCAACAACAAACUCAUUGGCGCUAGGAUCUAUACCGAUGGAACGGACUUCGGGCACGGCACGCACACGGCGUCCACGGCUGCAGGAAGGGCCGUCGAGAACGUGGCUUAUGCCAAAAAUGGAAACAGCACGGCCGUCGGAGUUGCGGCCAAGGCACGAAUUGCAUCCUACCAAGUAUGCAACGUGUCGGGCUGCACGGUUUCCCACGUUCUCGCCGGUUUAGACAAAGCGGUGGAGGAUGGGGUCGACAUAAUCUCCAUGUCCAUCGGAUCUGAUACUAGCGAUCCGUAUGAGGAAGAUCCCAUCGCGAUCGGGGCGUUUGGUGCCAUGUACCGGGGUGUUUCGGUCAUUACAUCUGCCGGGAACAGCGGCCCUUCUGAACGCACAGUGACGAAUGUUGCCCCAUGGGUGACGACCGUCGCCGCCGGCACAAUGGACCGAGGGUUCACGGCUUAUCUUGCUACUACUCAGCAGGGGACGUUCCACGGGGCUUCGCUUUACGGUGGGGAACCCACAAAGCCUCUACCCCUGGCAUAUGGAAGGAACUGUAUGAUGUUGGAUAACAGCUUUUCCGGAAAGAUUGUGUUCUGCGACACGUGGGGAGACAUCGAUGUCGCAGAGCUAGUGGAGAAUGUGGCAAAUGCCGGAGGUGCUGGCGUGGUGGCAGCCUACAUGUACCCGAAUGGCCGAGAACUCAUUGCCCAAGACUUCAAGAUCCCUGGCCUCUCCAUAACCGAGUUCGACGGAAACGAGCUCCGUCAUCAUCUCAUAAAUGGCACGAUAACAAAUGCCACGAUGAUAUUCCGCGGCAUGGAAAUCGUGACUGACCAGCUGCCAGCUCCAGCAGUAGCUUUUUUCUCCUCCAGAGGCCCUAAUAACAUUUCGCCAUAUGUUAUGAAGCCCGACGUGUUGGCGCCAGGUGUCAACAUCCUAGCGGCAUGGCCAGAGGGCGUCGACCAGUUCAAACUGCAAUCGGGCACAUCCAUGGCCUGCCCGCACGUGUCCGGCCUCGCUGCUCUCUUGAAGGCUAUCCACCCAAAGUGGUCCCCAGCCAUGAUCCGCUCCGCCAUCAUGACCACGGCUUAUAACACAGCCAAUGAUGGCAAACCCAUACUUAAUAAUGAUGAUCUCACUUUGUCUACAACCUUGGAUAUGGGCGCAGGUCACAUUGACACGGAUAAAGCCCGUGAUCCAGGAUUAGUCUACGAUAUCACCCCGCAAGAUUAUGUGGAUUUCCUGUGCGCCUCAAAAUAUACAAAUGCGACCAUCCAAACUAUAACCAAUGGAAAAUACGGGGAAACCAAUUGCACUGGAAAUACGAUGCCGUGGGAUUUGAAUUAUCCAGCCAUCUCUGUUGAUUCACAGUCAUUAUUAGAUGGUGAUAUCACGGUUAAAAGGACGGUGACAAAUGUUGGUGAAGAUUAUUCUAGUUACACCGUCACCGUGACCAAUCCAAAAGGGGUGAGUCUGACGGUAAAUCCGGUGAAAAUGGAUUUUAAUAGCAAGGGUGACAAGCAAAGUUACAAUGUGACUGUGACUUCAAACGUAAAACAAUUACCGGCACAUGAUAUUAGUGUGGAGGGAAAGAUAGUUUGGUCGGACGAGAAGCGGCGGGUGGUGUCGCCUGUUGUCAUUGUCAUAACUGGUAAUUGA